AUGGCGUUCUCCCAGGAGGAGUGGGGAUGCCUGAACCACACUCAGCGGGAACUGUACAGGGAUGUGAUGUUAGAGAACUACGGACACCUCCUCUUCCUGGGUUUCAUUGUGUCGAAUCAUCUGGUCAUUGUGUCGACAGAUCUGGUCAUCUUUUUGGAACAAAAGAAUGCACAUUGGGAUGUGAAGACAGUAGCCAUCCAGUUGGUUUGCACUGACGAGGAGGGCGCUCACCUCUGUGUAGUUGAUACAGUUGACUUCUGGGAGCGAGACUUUCCCAUCGGUCAGCCCGCCAUCCCGCAGGCACUGCUGACAUUCAGGGAUGUGGCCAUAGAGUUCUCCCAGGAGGAGUGGGGAUGCCUGACCCACACUCAGCGGCAACUGUACAGGGAUGUGAUGUUAGAGAACUACGGACACCUCCUCUUCCUGGGUCUCGUUCUGUCAAAGCCAGACCUGAUGAUGUUUUUGGAGCAAGAGAAGCAGCUCUGGGACGUGAAGAGAAAGGAGACUGUGGCCUUCCAUCCAGCUCUUAACCGGUCCUCCAGUGUUGGUGAUCAUCAGAGAAUUCAUGAGGCUAAAAACCCAUUCAGAUGCAAUAAACCAGGGACUAUGUUUAGUCAGUCAUCAAGGCUAAAUAUAAAUAAGAUAAUCCCUGAGGGUGAGAAAACUUACAUUUUUAAGGAAUGUGGUAAAUCCGUUGACUGCCGCUCAAAACCAUCUCAACAUCAGCAAAUGCAUACUGGAGAGAAAAUACACAAAUGUGAAGAAUGUGGUACAACCCUUAAAGACUGUUCAUCAAUAAAUGGACAUAGGCAAAUUCAUACUGCAGAGAAACUUUACAAAUGUAAAGAAUGUGGGAAAGCCUCUACAUUGUGCUCAACCCUUCCUGGGCAUCACCAAAUUUGUACUGGGGAGAAACCGUAUAAAUGUCAAGAUUGUGGCAAGGCCUUUAACCAUCACUCAAGUCUUAAUAGACAUCACCGAAUUCAUACUGGAGAGAAACCUUACGAAUGUAAAGAAUGUUCCAAAGCCUUUCGGUCAUGCUCAGAACUUACUCAACAUCAACGAAUUCAUACUGGAGAGAAACCUUACCGAUGUAAAGAAUGUGGCAAGGCCUUUAACUGGCCCUCACAGCUUACUCGACAUCACCGAAUUCAUACUGGAGAGAAACCUUACCAAUGUAAAGAAUGUGGCAAGGCCUUUAAUUGUCCUUCAUACCUUACUCAGCAUCACCAAAUUCAUACUGGAGAGAAACCUUACCAAUGUAAACAAUGUGGCAAGUCCUUUAACAGGCUCUCAACCCUUACUCGACAUCACUUAACUCAUACUGUAGAGAAACCUUACAAAUGUCAAGAUUGUGGAAAGGCCUUUAACUCAGAUUCAGCCCUUAGUCAACAUCACAGAAUUCAUACUGCAGAGCAACCUUACCAAUGGAAGGAAUGUGGCAAGACCUUUAACCAGAGCUCAAGGCUCACUCAACAGCACAGAAUUCAGGGUGGAGAGAAACCUUAUAAAUGUCAAGAAUGUGGAAAGACCUUUAAAAGUCAAUCAUACCUCACUCAACAUCACAGAAUUCAUACUGGAGAGAAACCUUAUAAAUGUCAAGAAUGUGGCAAGGCCUUUAACAGUCUCUCAGACCUUGUCCGACAUCACAGAAUUCAUUCUGGAGAGAAACCUUACAAAUGUCAAGAAUGUGGCAAGGCCUUUACCCAGAGCUCAAGGCUUACUCAACAUCACAGAAGUCAUACUGGAGAGAAACCUUACAAAUGUCCAGAAUGUGGCAAGACCUUUUACAGACACUCAGUCCUUACUAAACAUCAUAAAAUUCAUAGUAGGUAG
Callorhinus ursinus (northern fur seal) is the source of this 1836-nucleotide messenger RNA. NCBI's taxonomy places the organism in Eukaryota, Metazoa, Chordata, Mammalia, Carnivora, Otariidae. The record is from RefSeq and is a predicted model, not a curated record.